Molecule: messenger RNA, 5067 nt
Organism: Parnassius apollo (apollo)
Lineage: Eukaryota; Metazoa; Arthropoda; Insecta; Lepidoptera; Papilionidae
Source: the annotation of a GenBank genome assembly
AUGGACGAAGAAGUUGAGGUCAAAGCUCCAGUGAUGCGACUUCGAAGAAGAAUGUCUGUGGAACGAUUUGACGAUGGAAAGUCAUCCCCUGCCCCUAGUACACAAACAAAGAAAAGAGGUGGUAGAAGGGUGGCAAAACCAGAACUAGUUUUGAUAGAUGAAAAUGCAGUAGAAAACUAUUUAAAAAACUCAACUAGAAAAUCAGUAGUCAAAGAAAUUGUAGAUACAGUUGAAUAUAAGCCCGUAACACCAUUAAGAAGAAGUACUAGGAUUAAAUACAAUACCAGUAUUGUAUCAGAUACAAUUCAAAAUAUUGACUCACCUAAAGCUAAAAGUGCUGCAAGAAGAACUUCUCAAGUUGAUAGUAAUAAAAAAUUGCCCCUGACUCCGGUUAGACAAACUCGCAGGACUAGGAAAGAUUUAACAUCCAAUGUUGCAAAACAAGUGGAAGCAACCUCUGCUAUCGUAAAGAAUACAACUCCAAUACCUGAAAUAAUCGUUGAAGAACCUGACAAUGUUAAUAAAACAUCAAACAAUAAAUUAAAAACCCUAGACAAUGAAGACAAAAAACAAAGUCCAGUUCGCAAGAGUCCUAGGCUAUUAAGUAAAAAAUCUAGAUUAAGUAAUUCCUCAGUACCAGAUGAUAAAAAUACUAGUAGUGUUGAAGGUAAUAAGAGUGAUACUCAUAAUACUUCUAGAGACAAUAAUUGCAAAACAGAAAAGCCUAUUGUGUCAUUAACAGAAAAUACAGACAACACUAUUGACGGUAAAGCAGAAAUAAAAAUGUCUGACAAACACAGUCUUUCUCUUUCUAGUACAAACCUUAUUAAAGACUUAGACACAAACCCUAAGAAAAUAUUCUCACAUAUUAAGAAAAGUUUAUCAGAAGCUCAGAAAUUGAACAAGGUGCAAUGUAAAAGACACAGAACUAAGUCUUGGACUGCUAUAACCACUGUUUCUGUUCCCAUUGAAGGUUUUUAUAGUGAUAGUGAAAAUGUUAAGAAAAAGCAUAAAAAUAGCAUAUCUGAUGUUAUAAAAAAUAAUAUAUUGAAAGGUUCAGGUGAUAAUAGCAAACUAAAUGAAAGCAAUAUUGAUGAACUAAAUUCUUCAGAAAAUUAUGUAAAGUCUUCUAAAAGUAAGAAAAAGAAAGAAAGUGAUACAUUUUUAAAACAAACACCUAAUAAAUUUAACUCUAAUGAAGAAGCAAAUAAUUUAACCAGCAACCAUAAUGUAGAAAAUGUUGGUCAAAUAAGAAAUGUAUUGCAAAAAGAUCCAAGUAGCAAUAUUCAGACUUUGGUAGUCAUGGAAGAUUCGGAUUCUAAUUCUAUACAAAUGAACAUUCAAGAAAACAAGGAAGAUCAAUGUGUUCCAGUUGUUGUUGAUCAAUUAGAAAACAGAAGUGAUACAAAAACAGAUUAUAUUUUAUCUAAAUCCUUUCAAAAUAAAAAAGAAGAUUUUAAAGAUGCCAAUGAUGUUGUUACAAAUGACACCUGUGAACCAAUGGAUGUAGAUGUAACAUUACCAGACAUCCUACAAAAUAAGGAAUCAGAAAUGGAGUCAAAGUUAGUAUUAAAUAGUUCAAUAGAUUCGAAUAUUAAAAACAAUUUAAUUUCUAAUAAUACUAGAAGAUCAUCCUCUGAUCUUUCAACAUCUCAAAAUCAAGAGAAAAGUGAUAGUGAAAAUAAAAGUACCUGUAUAUUUUCGCAAUUAAAAGAUAUAUCUAGCACUGACAACACUUCAAAGUCACCCCAAAUUUCUAAUAAUAAACGCUUGUCAAAAUUAAGCAAUAUUUUAGACAACACACAAGAAGAUACAAAGGUGAACAAAAAUCUAUCCCUUAACUAUUUAACAACCACUCUUCAACAGAAGACUGGUACAAGUGAUCAAGGUAACAAUAAAUCAAAGCAUAUAUUUGAUAGUAACAUAUCAAAAGAAAAGGUUAAAAUAACUACUAAAAAAGAUGUGUCUGGGCAUCCUGCCACAGAAGAUUCCAUUUCAGAAAAAGAAUCUACAUCUAGUGAAAACAAUUUAAUUGAUAAUGAAGCUGAAGAAGCAAGUAAUGACUAUGAAUCUGGAGAUAGCCAAGAUGAUGAGGAAAGGCAAUACCAAAUAGAUAACGAAAUUUUAGAAAAAGGAGAAACAUUAACAUCUGAAGAUGAAUUGACUAAUGAUUUUGAUUAUGAGAAAGAUUCGUUUAUAGUUAGUUCCGAUGAAGAAGACUACGAAUUGUCCAGUGUGUCUGGUGACGAUUUAUCCAUGAGCGACAAAGAACUCAAAAUGACUACAAAAUCAAAGAAAAAAUAUAACGAGCGAAAAUUAAAAGAGCAAAAACAAGCAUCAAGAGAAAUGUUUAAAGCACGCCACAAGUUAAGCCUUUCAAGUAGUAGUAAAAGUUCUAAAUUAAAAAAGAAUAUCCUCCGUCAGAGAUUAGAAUCUUCACAAUCUGAAGACGACAUCGAAGGUUCGAAAAAAAAUAAAAGAAACAAAUUGAAUUCUACAGCUAAUGAUCAUGCAAUUAAAUCUGAUACAGACAGUUCUAUUACCCAAAAGAAAAAGAAAAAAAGAGGUUUAUCAGAAUCUUCGUGUAACGAAACUUUAUUAGUGGAAAAAGAGAUAACAAUUUGCAAAGAAAUAACAAAUAAUAUAACUGAUCCAUUACGAACACAAAUUAAAUCUGAACCAAAUACUCCAGCAAAAGAAUCUAACAACUCUGUUGGUUUUAUUAACACUGACGUAAUAAAAGGCACGCCUUGUGAGAAAAGCACUUCCGAUUUACUUAAACUCAAAGAUCUUUUAGAAGAUUCUGAUAACAGCAGCUCCAAUUUAAGUAGUGCUGAAGAAAAUAUCGCAAAGAAUUACGAUAAAAUGCUCAAUGAGUUAAAGAUAAAAUCUGGUAAUCAAUCAUUAAAUAUGGAUGAAAAAUAUAAAAUCAAAUCAAAUCCAAAAAUUUCUAUUGUUGAAAAUCUUAAUUUAACACAGUCUAAAAAGUCAAAAAAUAAAUCAUCUCAAAGUGGUGAUACAUUGAAUACUAACAGACAGAGCACUAGCAAAAUGGUAAAUGUAAAAAGUACUGAUGAACUCUGCCCAAAAGCAAAACCAUCAGACAAAUUAAAACAAAAAACUUUAGAAAAUGAUUGUUCACCAAUAAAACAGAAUAAUAUUAUUGUUGAAAAGUCAAAAUUGAAAGGAUCAAAGGCAAUAAAAAAUUCUGAUUCUGAUGAUUCUUCGGAUUCAAUUGAUUUGAAGUUGCUCUUCUCUAAAGAUAGCACUAAUAGUGGAGAUUUAAAUAAAAAAAGUAGAAGAAAAUCUGGAGAAAGCUUGGAAGAUUUCAAAUCACUAAAAAAAUCUCAAGCAAAAACAGAUACCCGAGCUAGAGAAGAUACAGAUAAUGAAGCUACCAUGAACAACAAAUUGUUGCUGGAUGAAAAUGUUUUAAAGACUAAAAAACCAAAAGCUCUUCCAGAAAAUGAAGAGGGUUGUAGCAAUGAAAAGGGAGAAGAGACAUCAUUUUUUGUGGAUACCUUUGUAACUCAUACCAAUUCCGAUUCAUCUGCUAAUGAAGAUAAUGAAGCAAAAAUAAAGAUGAACAAUACUUCUCAUGCAAAUAAUGCUUCAAGUACUGAGGAUUCUGAAGAUGAUGAUGCACCUCUUGAAAUGUCAUGUAUAAAGGAAAAGAGUACCAUCAAGGAAGACAACCUUAGUAAACGAGAAGAAGUCAAUAGUUUUGAUGAAUCAGAUGCUUCAAGUACUGAGGAUUCUGAAGAUGAUGAUGCACCUCUUGAAAUGUCAUGUGUAAAGGAAAAGAGUACCAUCAAGGAAGACAACCUUAGUAAACGAGAAGAAGUCAAUAGUUUUGAUGAAUCAGAUGCUUCAAGUACUGAGGAUUCUGAAGAUGAUGAUGCACCUCUUGAAAUGUCAUGUAUAAAGGAAAAGAGUACCAUCAAGGAAGACAACCUUAGUAAACGAGAAGAAGUUAAUAGUUUUGAUGAAUCAGAUGCUUCAAGUAAUGAAGAUUCUGAAGAUGACGAUGCACCUCUUGAAAUGUCAUGUUUAAAGGAAAAGAGUACCAUCAAGGAAGACAACCUUAGUAAACGAGAAGAAGUCAAUAGUUUUGAUGAAUCAGAUAAAUCAUUCGACGACAAUUCAAUAAUUACCAAUAAAUUUGUACUCAACCAAAAUAAGAAGCGAAAAAUAUCGCAAAACUCCGAAGAUUCUAAUAAACAAAGUCAAGAUAUUGAGAAACCUAAUAUAAGUGAAAUGGCCCACUAUACAUCUAUAACAAUUAAAAAGAAAGCCAGACAAGAUGUACAUGGAAGUAAUGUCAAUGAUAUACUUGAAUCAUCAAAAAUUCUGAAUGAGCCAGGGAUGUCAAAUAAAUCAAAGAAAAAGAUCAGAAACUUCAAGACUGAAAACCAACUAAAAGUUUCAGGAACCGAACAACAUGUAAACACUGAAUCAUGCAAACAAAAUAUGCCUCAUCGUGGACAAAGUAAGAAUCAAGAUGUUUCAGAAUCAGUUAAUCCUAAAUUAAAAAAUGAUAAAAACAGAAAACGGAAACACAGAGACGAUGAUGACGAUGCAAACAAGGCAUUGAAGGUGCUUAAGGAAAAUUCAUUAGACCAGAUCUACAUACCUCGACUACCACAUUCUCUCCUUAAUCGUUUGGAAGAUAAACCUAAUAAAGCAAUUUUGACCGCAAAGAAGCACAAACCUAUCUCCACAACAGAAUUCGUAGUAGAAGAAACAAUGAAAAGAAAAAAUAAACCAUCGAAUUACUUAGAAGAAAGUAUAUACAUAGAUGAUUUUAAUUCUCCAAAGGCGAAACAACAAAGGGCCAUUCUAAAAAAUCCCAAAGUGCUGCCUUUUAUUCCUACUGCUUCAACUUCAAACAGUGGUUUUACAACCAAUUUUAAAGUCAAUAUCGUAUCAAAGCAAAUAAAAUUUGUUGCUCAAUCAAAUAAUGUUACCAGUUUUAAGAAUGAUUACUUGUAUAGCCAAAAAAUUAAAAGAUUAGGAACUUAUGAUUUAUACAAAAGAAAUAGAAACAUAAAGAUAUCUAAAUUUUAA